Colletotrichum tamarilloi is the source of this 357-nucleotide messenger RNA. RefSeq names its product ribosomal protein L36. Gene Ontology annotation, biological process: translation. The transcript is spliced from 2 exons. Gene Ontology annotation, molecular function: structural constituent of ribosome. Gene Ontology annotation, cellular component: ribosome; mitochondrial large ribosomal subunit. The coding region runs from base 1 to 357 and encodes 118 amino acids. Lineage: Eukaryota; Fungi; Ascomycota; Sordariomycetes; Glomerellales; Glomerellaceae. The record is from RefSeq and is a predicted model, not a curated record.
AUGGCUUCCUCCCUCGCCGCCUCCCUCAGGGCCCUGACCCUCAGCACCGCACGCGCAACGAUCCCCCGCGCCGCCAGCUCCGCUGCCACAACCACGGCGACGCGCGCCCUCUCGACGGCGAUCCUGACGAAGCAGCCGGCGCAAAAGAGCGAGUCGAUGCUCGCGCAGGUCGGAAAGAGCGCCUCGGGCGUGGUGAAUGCCUUGGUGCAGCAGACGAGGGGGAUGAAGGUGCACAGCUCCGUUAAGAAGAGGUGUGAGCACUGCAAGAUUGUUAGACGCAAGGCGGGCAAGAGACAUAACGGAUACCUGUACGUCAUCUGCAAGGCGAACCCCAGACACAAGCAACGCCAAUCUUGA